Messenger RNA from Chanos chanos (milkfish), 1685 nucleotides. RefSeq names its product methyl CpG binding protein 2 (gene mecp2). The record is from RefSeq and is a predicted model, not a curated record. The transcript is spliced from 4 exons. Gene Ontology annotation, cellular component: heterochromatin; nucleus. Gene Ontology annotation, molecular function: double-stranded methylated DNA binding; methyl-CpG binding; chromatin binding. NCBI's taxonomy places the organism in Eukaryota, Metazoa, Chordata, Actinopteri, Gonorynchiformes, Chanidae. Gene Ontology annotation, biological process: negative regulation of transcription by RNA polymerase II. The coding region runs from base 1 to 1635 and encodes 544 amino acids.
AUGGCCGCCGCAGAGAGCGGAGAGGAGAGACUGAGAGGUGAGGGAAAGAACGAGGACCAGGAGGGCUCUAAAGACAAGACGCAGAAGCAGAAGAAAGGAAAGAGAGAACGACAGGAUGUGGAGAGGGUGGAGGCCACCGUCUCAGUACCUCCGCCUGUGCCCCUCCAGACACACAAGGAUGAGGGACAGCCGGCGGAAGCGGGGAAGUCGGAGCCCCUGGACCCCGAGGCAGGCGUGGCCCUCAGCGGCUCUGAAGCCUCCGCCUCGGCCAAACAGCGCCGCUCCAUCAUUCGGGACAGAGGGCCGCUGUACGACGACCCCUCGUUGCCGCAGGGGUGGACGCGCAAACUCAAACAGCGCAAAUCGGGCAGGUCGGCCGGCAAAUACGACGUCUACCUGAUCAACCCAGAAGGGAAAGCCUUCCGUUCCAAAGUGGAGCUUAUGGCAUACUUCCAAAAGGUCGGAGAUACCACCACCGACCCCAAUGACUUUGACUUUACAGUAACGGGGAGAGGUAGCCCCUCCCGCCGCGAGAAGAGACCACCAAAGAAACCCAAGGUAGUCAAACCUUCCGGUAGAGGGAGAGGCCGCCCUAAAGGAAGUGGUAAAGUGCGACAGACAACAGAGGGGGUGGCAGUAAAACGCGUGGUAGAAAAAAGCCCAGGGAAACUCCUGGUCAAGAUGCCGUUUGUAGCCCCUAAGGUGGAAGUAGGGGCACCCUCUGGGCAAGUCCCAGUUGCCAAAAUGAGGCCAGGGCGUAAAAGAAAGUCAGAGCAAGAACCUCAGAGCGCCCCCAAAAAACGCGGUCGCAAGCCAGCAGCCGCAUCGCAGGCCGCGGCAGGGACGGGCUCCAGUGCGGCCUACGCGGCCGCGGCCAUACUGACUGCAGAGGCCAAGAAGAAGGCUCAGAAAGAAUCUUCCGCAAAGCCAGUGCAGGAGAAGGCGUUGCCCAUUAAGAAACGCAAGACACGAGAGACCAUGGAGGCGGAGGGUUCCGCCGUGGCCGUCACCGGACCCGGCGGCGGGACGGGAACGGCGAAAAGAGCGGCGGCGGCGGCGGCGGUGGCCACGGGGACGCACCCCGGAGAGGAGGCGGAGCUCGGACAGAGGCUUUCCAAGCACCCAGGGAGGAAGCACAAGGAGGAUCCGGGGAACGGCAGCGCGAGCGGCAGCGGCGGCGGUGGCGGCAGUGGCGGCCUUCCCAAGAGCCACAAGAAGAGAGAACGGGGACAGCACCUCAAACAGCUUCAUCACCACCAUCAACCACAACUGCAGCACGUACAGGUGAUGGAGACCUCCUCGUACAGCCAACAGGCACAUCAACUCUCUCUCGGCCACUCCACGCAAGGCGGGCCCCCGGCGCCCACGCAGAACGAGCCUCAGGACUUGAGCACGACCAGGCCCAGACAAGAGCCGGUGACACACAGAGAGGAGGCCAGACCCGACAGCUGCCCAAACAGAGAGAUGGCCCCUAAGACUCAAGCCAUCGCUGCUGAGCUGAAAAGCCAGCAGCAAGUGAGUGAGACAGGGGAGGGGAAGGAGCUGAGAGACAUUGUACCCCCCUCAGCCGUGCCCAGACCGAGCCGGGAGGAGACGGUUGAGUCCAGGACACCAGUGAGUGAAAGAGUGAGCUGACUGGGUUAGCAGCAGCAGCAGCAGCAGCAGUAGUAGUGUGUUUGGAGGAU